This is a messenger RNA of Notodromas monacha, 1289 nucleotides long. The record is from the annotation of a GenBank genome assembly. Lineage: Eukaryota; Metazoa; Arthropoda; Ostracoda; Podocopida; Cyprididae.
AUGUCUGAUUUUCUAGCCUGGAAACGCGUUAACAAUGACAAGGAGGAACGUGAGAAGGCGCUGCGUGACUGUCUUCCAGCUGAUUAUGCAUUCGUGUUGACUGAUCAUUACUCAGAUCGGAAAAAGAAGGAAAUCAUUUAUGAAUCGGAAGUGUUCAGAUACCUGCUGGAGCGAUCUGUGCUGCAAAGGAUGUUGCUGAACGAAACCAACGAUACCUUGGUUCUGGAAGAAACUGACCGAAGACCAGCGACGACCACCGAAGCUGUGUCCAUGAAUGAUUUUCUGGUCAGCAACAAAUUUAAGAACUCUCAUAUGGCUUACAAUACUUGGAUGGCUCAUACAAACGUCACAAACCGCAGGAUUCCGUUCAAUCCACAAAUCCAUAACAUGCAAGGGAAGCAUAGGUACAAAAGGCAAUCGGACGGUGGAAUCGAUUUGUGUCCCACUUCCGGAAGUUUCGUCCAACCAAAAGCUGCCAUGAAUGCUCAGGGAAACUGGAAAUAUGUGGUCAAUCUCGGAGAAACAGCUUCGAGGUUCGUCCAACUCGUGCGUGCCGAAAUUUGCUCGUCUUCCGAGUGCAGAGGAACUUGCGAAGUUCCCCUGGGAUUCCGAGCAACUUGCCGCCAGCAAUACGUACAAAAGCGACUCGUCUCGUUGGAAGGGGACGGGGUUCUAUCAACGGACUUGUUCUGGUUCCCGCAUUGCUGCACUUGUCAAAUAAGAAGGAUCUGAACCCCGGAAAUUACAACACUUCCGAAGGAUAUCAUUCUUUACUUUGCAGACUUUCUUCUGUUUUUCGAGGAAUGCACGUUUCUUUGAUGGUCUGAUAUGUUUGCUCAUUUCUGCGGAGUGGACCGGAAGAAAAACUAGACCGACGCGCUUGAUCACCGAUAUUUUUCUUGAAUGAUCGGGGAUAUCGUGAUGGAAGAAGAAAAGUUUGGUCAACUGUAUUCUGAAUUCAACAGUUCUAUAUUCGCACUCAUAUAAUGAGCACGCGAACGUAUAACAAUUUCACUGGAGAGGCGUGAAAAAAAAUCAAUGAUAUGACAUGUGUGUAUCAGAAAACGCGAAAAUUUAUUCGAAACUCAAACUUUCAUAUGAAGCUGAAAUUAUUACGGAGAAUCGCUCGCUUCAUCGGUGAACAAAAACCAUGAUAACUUCGAGAACCUCAUUAAAAAAGGCUUUUACAAAUCCCCGAAACCAGAAUUUUGAGAAGCUGAAAAUAAUUUCCCAAAAAGUAUUAAAUUGACGAAAACACGUGAGCUGUUACGUGAGCAAAACCGAACCGC